AUAAUAUUUCUGAAAUCCUUAAAUAUUUCUAACCAAUAUAUGUUUUGAAGUACAAAUCCAAUUUUAGCAAUUACUACUACUGAACUGGGAGCUGGAACUAGUCACAAGCAGCAAACUUGGUCAAGUAACGUGUUCAACUCAGAGUCGUGUUACAGAAACACAUUAAUUCUUCAUUAGUAAUCUAAUUUAUCGAAUAUGACUGCAGCACUCUGGUUUUAGGAACAUAGUUCAUAAUCUGGUCACGGACCAGGCCUUUAAUUUUAAUAUUGCAAAUAACAUCUGAGCGGUUGUUUCCCACAGAUGGAGAAACCUUAAAUCUUGGAAGAUCCUUCCUGAAAAGCUUUGCAUGUGGACUUCUUUGCACAAAAACUGUUGGUGUGCAAAAAGUUAAACUUUUCAUUUAACAGAGUGAUUGUUAUUUUUAAAAUCAGCUUUAAAUCUGUUUGAAUGUAACAUGGUGGAUAUUUUGAAUUAAAGAGUUUAUUUUCUAACCCAAUGAGGACCUAAUUGAUAAGGGAAAUUGAUCCAAAAUACUUUAUCAAAAGUAUUUUUCCCCUUCAAUAUUUCUUCUGUUUUUACUUAAAUGUUUCAGAUUAAACCAACAGCAGUUUCCAAAUUAUAAUUGCAUUUUUAAAGCAAGAACAAUAUGAUGCAGGCUAUCUUUCUUCAAAAAAGAAAUUGUUGCCUAACCAUAAAACUGUGUUGUUGACAACAGCACAGAUUUAGGCCAUGAACUAAACCAUGAAAAUAGCCCAAGAUUAAUAAUAAUCAGUUCUCUUGAUGUCCUUAUAAUGAGAUACAUCUUGAUAUAUUACAGGCUACUUAAGACUUUGCAGCAUUUUGUUUAUCAAUUACAAAAUAUUAUAAUUUUAUUACACAUUACUUUUGCACUACAUGGGAAUUUACCUUGUAGCAACAACUGACUGCUGAAACGUAGCCAGAGUUUCUCCCAGUGUAUUAUAAGCAUGGGCGGAUUUAUUUGUGCCCCACCCUGCUUAGCAUAGCUUAUUUAUUUAAUUUCCUUUUUAAAGGCUUGCAUUUUUAAAGAUUUUAUAGUUGGUGUCCAGGUAUUAAUCUUCCAAUAACACAUAAAUAUCAAGGGAUAUUAAAAAAUGUUCUGUCAACUUUAAAAAAUGUUUUAAUUCCAAAUAAAGGACAGGCUGCUGGGUGAAUGACUCCCCUAGGACCCAAACACCAGGCUUAGCAAAUGUUUCUGGGGAAAACCCUGACAAAUCUAAAAAUAACAUUUGACAUUUGAUUUUGUAACAAGGAUAGUCUUGUUACAAAAUAAAUACAAGAAAGUACAAAAUACAAGAUGUUCCCCAUCCUACAAGACUGACUUAAGAGAUCUGGCCAGUCACGUGAAGGCAGAAAUUCAGUUUUUGUUCGGUCCUUCAUGCAUAGAAGUGGCAGACAGGAGAAGUCAGGUGGAUGAAAAGAAACAAAUAUUCGUGAUAAUAGCAGAAGGAGAAUACGUUUGGGAAGAAGCUCUAAUCCAGUGAAACCCAACAGUCUGCUGAGCUGACAACCCUGGGGGCUGCCGAUCCAAGAUGAAAGUCACUGCUUUCCUUUUCCUUUGCAUGACCCUGCUCCACCAGGGACACAGCAACUCAUGUCAGAACCGGUGUGGGCUUGGAAUAGACAGUAGUUACUCCUGUCAGUGCAACACGGCUUGUGAGAGGUACAACGACUGCUGUUCCGACUAUUACGCACUAUGCAAAGAGGCACCUCUGUCUUGUAAUGGCAGGUGUGGCGAAAGCUACAACUCUCAGAAUCUGUGCCACUGCAACUCCCAGUGCACCAAGUACAACAACUGCUGCAAGGACUAUUCAAGCUACUGUUCAACUUGUAAUGUUAUUGCUGCCAUCACUGACGCUGAGAUCAAGGCUCUGUCUGAGACGCUUUACAUCUUGGACAGAAACAAGGCCUCAUCCUCUCAGCUGAUCCUUGACCCCCAAGCCCUGGUGGCGGACUCACAGACCAGCUCCCAGUUGGAUCUCUCCCCCAGACCGUUGUACAAGUACGUGGAUGAAAACAACUUGUUCUCCCGCCCAACCUACGCCGCCUUUUUGAAUGUUCUCGACAACUACAAGAGGAUCACCGGACAGACGGAGAGCUUCACCGCUCAGCAGCUGACCGAGCAGGAGACGUUCCUCAAGGAGACAAUGCUGAACACCGAGCUGGGCAGAGAGCUGUUUGUAUUCCUUUACACCAAAGGUGUUUAUAAAUCAGAGGCAGAGUUCAUCCAGGACCUGAAGAACAUGUGGUUCGGUCUCUACUCCCGCAACAAUGGCGCUAUGGACUCCAGCGGUUUUGAACACAUCUUUGCAGGUGAAAUCAAGGGAGGAAAGGUGUCUGGUUUCCACAACUGGAUCCAGUUUUAUCUUCUUGAGAAACAAGGGAAGCUGAACUACUACAGCCACAGCUUCGACGGGCCUUGGUCUGGUUAUCCUGAUGUUUUGGGACUGCAGUUCAAGUGGGACGGCUACUACAAGCAGGUGGGCUCUGCAGUGAUUGGCAGCAGCCCUGAGUUUGAUUUUGCCCUCUACACCCUUUGCUACAUCGCUCGGCCUGGGAAAUAUUGUCGCCUCAGUCUGGGAGGAAAAGAGCUCAUCAUACAAACUUACACCUGGGAAAACUCUUUCUAUGGAAAUGGAAAGAAGUACAUCGCCUCAGCCUAUCCGGUAUCGAUGUAAAACAGAAAAGAACUGAAGUGGAAAUUACCACAACUUUACCAUUUCCUUCUCUACAGGCUGCAAUAAAGCAAAAAUCGUCUGAAAAUCUGAA
Molecule: messenger RNA, 2787 nt
Organism: Gambusia affinis (western mosquitofish)
Lineage: Eukaryota; Metazoa; Chordata; Actinopteri; Cyprinodontiformes; Poeciliidae
Gene: endou
Product: endonuclease, polyU-specific
Exons: 10
Coding region: 1551-2696 (381 amino acids)
Biological process (GO): immune response
Molecular function (GO): polysaccharide binding; scavenger receptor activity; RNA endonuclease activity
Source: RefSeq, a predicted model, not a curated record